AACUCACUCACCUUUUACAUCCAACUCAGUUACGAGUUUUAUUUUUUGACCUAACGGUCACGAAGUUACCUCUCCGUCCAUGUGAAUAUGGGGGUUCCGGACGAUAACAUCGAAGGCCUCGAACGCCAGCGCCUCGAACUGGAAAGCAAUGUCCUACAGCUGCAGCAGUCGCUUUACCACUGGAGAGAAUGGGAGGCGGAGUACGAAGGCCUAAAGGAAGAUAUUGUCGAUUUAGAUGAUGAUGCUACAACAGACGAUUUUCUACGAGUCAGCCGUAAUUCUGGCGGGAGCCUCCUCACCGAAGAUGAAUUUCGAGUGAUCGUCGGCGAGAAACAAGGACUCAAGCGGACAAAGACACAAGUCGCGGACCUUAUAUCAAGACGGAUUGAUUACGUGAGGGAUAACGUUGUAUCAAUGGAAAAACGACUGCAAGCUGCUGAAAAUCAGCUGCGAGUCUUAGAUACUGUCGAACAGCAACACCCUGAAUCAACGGCUGAUUUUCCGAUGAAAGAGAUUAUCGAGGAACUCGACGAAGAUGGGGAAAUUAUCUCAAGCAAAACUACAACACCAGGAGACCAGGCGUCUGAUCUGUUGGAUAUCUUGAAGAAGGCCGGCGUCAAGGACAUACCGGAUACUCCGAAGCCACAUGACUCCGCACCUGGUGGCUCGUCAUCGUCAGAGCCUACGUUGGAGGACCAUGCUGUAAAUUCUGAGGAGGAACAUAAGCAGGACGUACAGCUGAUGGCCCGACCAGAGUCCGCAUCAUCUGAGAACAAUGGCGCCUCGACGGUACAGGCCUCAAGUAGUGCCAAUGUUCCAAUAGAACUCAAGAAGGAAAUCCCAGUUGUGGAUAUUGACGAGUCCCCUGAGGAUGCCAGACUUCGUCGGGAAAUGUUGCAAUAUGGUCUUGACGAAGUUGGCGCGGUUGUCGCCGAGCUUGAGUUAGAUGAGGAUGCGGAUGACAUCUCCGUCGACGAUGGGUCCGAUUCAUACACAUUUGACGAUGAAGAUGAGGAAGAGGAAGAGGACGAAUAUGGACGCAGUAUCCGACCUGUAUUGGACGAAAACUACCACCAGCAGAUGCGUGAGUUGGAAGCGAAAUUGAAUGCUCGGGGAAUGUGGAACGCCGGAAAAGACAUUACUUCACUACCGGUAGAUGUGAAAGACGACCUAGAAGAGGCACGCAAGGUCAAAAUCGAGAAGACGCCGGACUCGAAUGGUGACGCAGGCCCGAAGGCAAAGCCGAAGAAGAAGGUUGCUUUUGCCGACGACCUUGACAUUGCGCCAGCUCCUCAACCCCCAGCUCCAGAAACAAGGAAGGCUGCAACUCGAGAAACCGACGUUCCUGUUUUGUCAGACUCCAUUGUCGAACGUGCGCAGCCUGUUGAGAAAGGCGCGGCCGAUGCACCCGUUCCAAAGAAGACCUCCCGUUUUAAGACCGCUCGCGGUAUGGCAGGAGCCAUCGGCGAUUCAAAUCCGGACGCAUCCCAAGGUGAGACUUCACGCAACAAGUCCUCUGCUCUGCGCAAAACUGUACCGCUCGCACCAACACCAUCAAUGCCAUUAUUUCCUGCCAAACCUACGGAGCCAAGGCCUUUCUCCCAACCCAUCUCAGAUGUCACGGAAAAGCCUCCAGGCCCUACUAAAAAUAGAGGCAAGAUCCUUGCAGAUACGCUUAUGGAGCGUGACACCUCUGAAGGAACCGCCACAGCCCCAGAGCCCGACGAGCUAGACGAAGAGCUACACUGCAAGGAGAUUGCCACUGAAUUCCACAGAAUGAAGAGCAAAAUGGCCAAACAAAACGGCGGCUCACUUGACGACGAAGAACCAGAAAUGGUACCCGUCGAAACUCAAGAAGCCCCCAAGCGAAUCAGCAAAUUCCGGGCCGCCCGGAUGGGCUAGUUGCUAGGUAUAUAACAAGAAUUUUAGAUUCAGAUACCCGACAAUACUUGUUCAUUAUGAUAAUCCGACGUCGAUUGCGGACCACUCAGUAGACGAUAGGAAUUCUACACUUCUUACAAUGAGCAUACCAUUUUUCUGUUGGUAUACUCAUCUGUAUGGAUUCCAAGAUUAACGACUAGGGCUCUCUGACUAGUUUCCCUUUUGACUGUAUUGUGCUCGUGUAGAGUACUUACCGUUAGAAUUAGAUGGAAAUUCGGUUACGUUUCACCCUCUACAUCAUAGUUAGUUAACAUAAAUGGAACAAGGUGAAUUGUCGUCAAUCGUUUCCAGGAAGAGUACUACUGGAUUGUCUGGGCUGUGGUCUUGGCCCAACUGUUCCCGAAAUAGAAA
Molecule: messenger RNA, 2292 nt
Organism: Aspergillus versicolor CBS 583.65
Lineage: Eukaryota; Fungi; Ascomycota; Eurotiomycetes; Eurotiales; Aspergillaceae
Product: prefoldin-like protein
Exons: 1
Coding region: 88-1902 (604 amino acids)
Biological process (GO): negative regulation of transcription by RNA polymerase II; negative regulation of phosphatase activity
Molecular function (GO): transcription corepressor activity; phosphatase inhibitor activity; chromatin binding
Source: RefSeq, a predicted model, not a curated record